AGUUAACACUUAACUUAGCAAGAACAACGUCAAAUUACGUCAAGCCCCAAAAAUUACAAAACAAACAAAUAAAAAAAAUUCAAAACGUGUUUAACAAUCAUUUAAAACAAAUUGAAGUGCAAUACAUAUAAAUAAUUGAAAAUAUAUUGAAUAUUAUUGAAGUGAAGUGAAAGAAUUUGUAUAUAAUCAUCGUUCAAUAUGAAGUUAAAUCCGGCUUCUGAUCAUGUGUAUUUCAAUGAUGGCUUUAAAUGCUCCUCCAUAAGUAUAACAACGAACCUGAAUGAAACAAAUGCUGCUGACAGUGGAGGAGCAGCUGGUAAUGGGGAUGGUUCUCAAGGAUCGAAUGAAUUUAUAUUAACCGAAGAUGGCAAGAAAAUCAUACCACCAGCCAAAACGAUAGAAUGUGCGAGAACCUGGCUGCAAGAACGUUCGAAAAAAACCUUUAAUAAGAAAAUUCUGCACAAACGUUUGCCCAUAUUGAAGUGGUUGCCCAAAUAUAAUUCCGAAGAUGCUGUGGGAGAUUUAGUGGCUGGUAUAACAGUGGGUUUGACGGUCAUACCACAAGCUUUGGCCUAUUCUGGCAUAGCAGGAUUGCCAGCAGCAUAUGGUCUUUAUGGUUCCUUUUUGGGCUGUUUUGUGUAUAUAUUCUUGGGCAGUUGCAAAGAUGUGCCCGUUGGUCCUUCAGCUAUAGUGGCUUUGCUUACCUAUCAGGCGGCCCAGGGCUCGUGGCAAAGAUCGGUGUUGCUGUGUUUACUUUGCGGCAUAGUGGAAUUGUUAAUGGGUGUUUUUGGUUUGGGUUUUCUAAUUGAUUUUGUAUCGGGUCCUGUGUCUUCGGGCUUUACAUCGGCCGUGUCUUUGAUAAUAUUGACAUCGCAAAUCAAAAAUAUAUUGGGUAUAGCAGCCAGAGGUUCUACGUUUAUAGAAAUUUGGGGCCAUAUAUUUGAUAAUAUUAAGGAUAUCAGUGCCACCGAUACUGUUUUGGGUAUAACUUGCAUAGUUAUAUUGCUAAUGAUGAGACUUUUAUCUUCCUACAAAAUUGGUCCCAAGGAUCCGGAAUUACGCUCUAAAACCCAAAAUGUUAUAAAUAAAUUUAUCUGGAUUAUUGGCACCUCACGCAAUGCCAUCUUGGUGAUUUUAUGCUGCAUUAUGGGUAUACUUUUGCACAAGGAACAUGAGGGCACACCUUUUAAAGUUAUUGGCUAUAUACCUCAGGGUUUGCCUAGUUUUGCUCUGCCUCCCACUCAUCUAAAUGUUAAUGAUACUAUUACGGGCAAAGAGGAAACCUUUUUUCAAAUGGUCCACAGCAUGGGUUCGGGUUUGAUUGUGGUACCUUUGAUUUCAUUGAUGGAAAAUAUAGCUAUUUGUAAAGCUUUUGCUAAUGGCAAACCAGUAGAUGCUUCCCAGGAACUUAUUGCUAUUGGCGUUGCCAAUAUAGCAAAUUCAUUUGUUCAGGGUUUUCCAGGUACCGGAGCUUUAAGUCGUGGUGCUGUUAAUAAUGCCAGUGGUGUUAGAACACCCUUGAGUAAUAUUUAUUCUGGAGCUUUGGUUAUUUUAUCCUUGAUCUUCUUUACGCCCUAUUUCUAUUAUAUACCCAAGGCUACAUUGGCUGCCAUUAUUAUAGCCGCUGUUGUGUUUAUGGUGGAAGUGCGAGUGAUUAAGCCCAUGUGGAGAGCCAAAAAAAGUGAUUUGGUACCUGGUGUUGGCACUUUCAUUGCCUGUUUGGUAUUGCCUCUGGAAAUGGGCAUACUGCUUGGUGUGGGUCUUAAUGUCAUCUUCAUUCUAUAUCAUGCAGCUAGACCAAAACUAACCACAGAAAUACUAACCAGUCCGGCCGGCAAUGAAUAUCUUAUGAUAACCCCCGACAGAUGUAUAAUAUUCCCCUCCGUGGACUAUGUACGGAAUUUGGUGAAUAAGCAAUCCAUGCGCAAUAACAUACCAGUGGUUAUAGAUGCCUCUCACAUAUAUGGGGCCGACUUUACGGCAGCCACUGUUAUUGAGUCGUUGCUAAAGGAUUUUGCUCAACGGCAACAAUUGCUAUUCUUUUACAAUUUAAAGCCCAGUAUUUGUGCUAUAUUCGAGAGUGUGUCGCCGACGGAAUUUGUUGUCUACUAUCAGGAGCAACAAUUGGAUGAACUGUUGAAAGAGAGGGAUUACAAUCAAGAUAAAACUGAAACAGUUUAAGUGAUAAUACAAUAGUUUAUAAUAGUUUUAAUUAUAUUUUAAAUGUCGAACAGUGUGCCAAAACAAAAACACACUCUAAAACUAACCGAACAACUAAGCAAUUCUUUCCUUUAGUUAUUUAAGAAAAUCAUUCAUACUUAUUAUAUAAAUAUUUUGAAAUAUAUAGCUGUAACUGUAAUAUAUUGAAUUUAACUUAUUAUUAUUAUAUUUUUUAUUAAUUACUAAAUACUUACUUAUAAUUAAAGACACACACAGGCAGAGACAAAAGUAAAAUUGUAUUGAAAAAGCAAAGAAUUUCAAAAUGUGACAACUUUAAAAGUUUUGUGCUAGUAUCUCAGGUUAUACUACUUUAUUUAAUAUGAAUCUAAAGAAUUAUGGUAUUCACACAUUUAUAGAGCAUAUAAUUUUUUUUUUCUUUUUAUUAAUUAAAAAAUCUGAGGCUCUUGCUUCACAAUGUGAUUACCCCUAAGGUUAUUGUAGCGUUUCAAACAAAACAUUGCAAUAACAUAUCGAAGAAGCUAUUUUAGUGAUAUUUUAUUCGAACACAAACAAAACAUAUUUGUAUUAUUUUUAUUAAAUUAGUAUUAAUUAUUAUUAUUACAUAUUAUUAUUUUAAUAUAUAAAUUUUUAGUUAAUAGUGUAUGUAGUUAUUAGUAUUAUUUGUUAAAAAAAAAUAUAAAUGUAUAAAAUAACACAAUUAUUAUUAUAGUAUUCCUUGUUGAUGAAAGAUAUCAAAAUGAAUUUAUCUUGAUCGAACAAUGAGCAAAUAAAUAAUAAACAAAUUCAAUUAAAA
Molecule: messenger RNA, 2974 nt
Organism: Calliphora vicina (urban bluebottle blowfly)
Lineage: Eukaryota; Metazoa; Arthropoda; Insecta; Diptera; Calliphoridae
Gene: Esp
Product: Epidermal stripes and patches
Exons: 6
Coding region: 199-2181 (660 amino acids)
Biological process (GO): transmembrane transport
Cellular component (GO): plasma membrane
Molecular function (GO): sulfate transmembrane transporter activity
Source: RefSeq, a predicted model, not a curated record